AUGGGAAUAUUAGGAGCACAACAUAUAGCUGAUCUAUUACAAAACAACACAACUUUGACUACUCUCAACCUUAAAUCCAAUCAAAUUGGAGCAUCAGGAGCACAAUGUUUAGCUGAUGCAUUACAAAACAACAUGAGCACGAAAUUAACCACACUCGAUCUUUCAUGCAAUGAUAUUGAAGCAUCAGGAGCACAAAAUCUCGCUAAUUUAUUACGAAACAAUGAGGUGACUUUCUAUUGUCUCUGA
This is a messenger RNA of Rotaria sordida, 246 nucleotides long. The record is from the annotation of a GenBank genome assembly. Lineage: Eukaryota; Metazoa; Rotifera; Eurotatoria; Philodinida; Philodinidae.